ACGGAGGGCGCUGUGUUCGCGCUCACUAAACGCCAACGGUAGUACGGUGUGCGUCGCCGCGUCGUUCACCUGUCUUGUGUUGUUUGUACUACGUGAAUGAACGAUCUCAAUAAAAAACAUCGCGAAGCCAUGUUAUUGACUCCAUCGCUGUAGUCGCAGUGUUUCAGUAUAUGUUUAAGUGAUGAAUUCGUAAUAAACGUGGAUACACCGCGUCCGGUAAACAACCGGUUGAGAUAGGGAGGCUGCGUCUCGCGCCCGGCUGUAGUGGAAUGCGGCAAUUUUAACUACUGCGGACCUCGGGACCCAUAUACGAAUUGGGAUUGAUCGACUACGCUCUACAAAAUAAGGUGAUGUACCGAGAAUGAGUCGCCGCGCGCGGCCGUGACAUGGGAGCGCAGGCAUGGGCUGGCGCGCCGAGCAACCGCCGCACAUCGCCGCCGGCCUGCUCUUCUUGCUGCUAGUCUACCUGCCGGUCACCUGCCAUCAAGAUCAUCAAGAUGCUGUACACAUCACGGCGAUCCUCGGAGAGAGCGUCGUAUUCAACUGCCAGGUCGAUUUCCCCGAAGACAUCCCUGUGCCGUACGUGUUGCAGUGGGAGAAGAAGGUAGGCGAAACGGGACAGGACAUUCCGAUCUAUAUCUGGUAUGAGAGCUAUCCGACGCACAGCGGCGAAGGUUACGAGGGGCGAGUGUCGCGAGUGGCUCCUGACUCGCCCUACGGAGCGGCCAGCCUCAACCUCACUAAUAUUAGAGAGUCGGAUCAGGGUUGGUACGAGUGUAAGGUGGUGUUCCUCAACCGAUCCCCAAACCAACACAAGAAUGGGACCUGGUUUCAUCUGGACGUGCACGCGCCACCUAGAUUCUCCAUCACACCGGAAGACAUUAUAUACGUCAAUUUAGGUGAUGCCAUAAUCCUAAACUGUCAAGCCGAAGGGACACCAACUCCCGAAAUACUAUGGUACAAAGACGCGAAUCCUGUGGAACCUUCAGGCACUGUUGGCAUAUUCAACGACGGCACCGAACUGAGGAUAAGCAACAUCCGCCAUGAGGACAUCGGAGACUAUACAUGUAUAGCGAGGAACGGGGAAGGUCAGGUGUCACACACGGCUCGCGUCAUCAUCGCUGGAGGAGCUGUCAUUACUAUGCCACCAACGAACCAAACGAAACUGGAAGGGGAAAAGGUACAAUUUUCUUGCGAAGCGAAGGCUCUACCGGGAAAUGUUACUGUGAAAUGGUUCCGCGAGGGGGCGCCAGUGGCUGAAGUGGCGGCUUUGGAGACCCGCGUCACGAUCAGACGAGACGGAGCCCUGGUCAUCAACCCCGUGGCAGCGGACGACUCCGGCCAGUACUUGUGCGAAGUGUCCAACGGCAUCGGCGAUCCCCAAAGCGCCUCUGCGUAUCUCAACGUCGAAUAUCCAGCGAAGGUGACUUUUACGCCAACAGUACAAUACCUGCCGUUCCGCUUGGCGGGAGUAGUUCAGUGUUACAUAAAAGCCAACCCGCCCCUUCAGUAUGUCACGUGGACGAAGGACAAAAGACUGUUGGAGCCGUAUCAGACCAAGGACAUAGUUAUCAUGAACAAUGGCUCGCUGCUGUUCACCCGCGUCAAUCAAAACCAUCAAGGAAGAUACACUUGUACGCCGUACAACGCCCAAGGGACGCAAGGGUCUUCAGGCCCUAUGGAGGUGCUAGUACGUAAACCGCCAGUAUUCACAGUGGAACCGGAACCUUUGUAUCAGAGAAAAGUAGGAGAAUCAGUGGAAAUGCACUGCGAGGCUCAAGAGGCUGAGGGAACGCAGCGACCGAGCGUAGUGUGGAGGCGACGAGAUGGACUCCCUCUACAGAAGAGUCGAGUGAGGGCGCUGGGCGGCAACAUCACCAUCGACACGCUCAGGAGACAGGACUUCGGAAUAUACCAGUGUGUGGCUUCCAACGAGGUGGCGACGAUAGUAGCGGACACUCAGCUCGUCAUAGAGGGCACGCAGCCCCAUGCGCCAUACAACGUGUCAGGCACGGCCACCGAGUUCCAGGUGACACUCCGAUGGCAGCCAGGCUACGCGGGGGGACCGGACUAUAAACAAGACUACACCAUAUGGUACAGAGAGGCUGGCUUCUCAGAGUGGACUAAAGUACCAGUCACGCCAUCUGGUGCCACCUCCGUGACAAUAAAUCGUCUCCAGCCCGGUACGACUUACGAGUUUCAAGUGAACAGUAAGAACACGAUCGGUGAGGGGAUGAUGAGUAAAGCUAUCACUAUAAGGACUCUCGACGUAGGUGCCAAGCCAAAGGCUGCCCCCACCGCCGCGGGGCCGAUAGAUGAAAAGAUAUUUCAGAACGCACCCGAAGGCUCCGGUCCUAAGUCCGGACCCCCCCGCAACCUGACAGUGACAGAGGUCCACAAUGGUUUCCUGAUAACAUGGCAAGCGCCUCUGGAGCGGUCUCACUUGGUCCAGUACUACACUAUCAAGUACCGCACAGACGCUCAGUGGAAGACACUCAAUAGAGGACAGAUAAGGCCCGAGGAGACCAGCUACUUGGUCAAGAAUCUAGUCGGAGGUAGGACGUAUUAUUUCCGCGUGCUGGCGAACUCCGCGACCAGCUACGAGAGUUCCGAGGAAGUGAAGUUUCCUGUGCCGGCGCGGGUCAAACACAAGGCCAUAACGGCCGGGGUCGUUGGAGGGAUAUUGUUCUUCAUAGUGGCCAUCAUACUGUCCGUCUGCGCGGUCAAGAUAUGCAAUAAGAGGAAACGCCGCAAGCAGGAGAAAGCAUACAACAUGGUAGCCGCGCGACUCACCGACCUGCGCGCGGCUGACAGCACUCAAGUGCCUUUUAAGAAAUUUAGAGAAAGCGGAAUAUCGAGUUUAGUACAAUGUUUGCGAUUCACGGCGAACUGGGUGUGGCCGGCGUCUCGAUGUGGCGACGAGUCCCGCGUUUGGCCGGCGCCCGUCGCCUCCCUGGCGGAGUCUCCAGCGCCCUCGCCGGCUCCCUCCGCCGCGCCUUCCUCCUCAGACGACGGCGGGUUCCUCCCGCGACUGCGUGCGCCGCUAUCCCCCGCCGCCGCGCCGCCUCUGUUCCGCGCCUCCUCGCCGGCCCUCACCCUGGCCUGGCCGCCGUGGCCGCCCUGGCCGUCCUGGCCGGUGUGGGCGCCCGCCUGGACUCCGUGGUCGCCUCUCCACAUCUCCGACCUCAGCUCGGUGCCGUUCCCCAGUUCGGCGGACGGCUCGUUUCCGACGCCCCCCUCUUUCCGCUCCCGCCCCCCACGCGUGUCCCUCGAUGUCCCGUCCCGAGUGUGCGUGCUCGGUCGCCCCCGGUCCCGGCCGCCGGUCCGUCACGGCAGGCCGCGUCCCCUGGUGGAGCCGCCGGCGCCGCCGCCGCACGAGGCCUCUCCCGAGAGCAGGUCGUCGUCGAGCGGCUUCGGCAGUAAGAACGCCUCGUCGUCCCAACACAACCGCAGCAGCCGCACGGGAAGCCUGGCCGAGUGGCGUCCCCCGCCCUACCGGCCGCCGCCGCCCGUGCCCGUCUCGCGGCCGGGGUCGGGGCGACUCGAGGCGGCGGCGGAGGCGGCGGCCGCCGAAGCCGCCGACGCGGGCUCCGUGGACGUCCACUACGAGUUCGAUCGCGCGACUCGCACCCCGACGCCCUCGACGCCGGAACGGACCCGCGCCCGUCCCUCGCGAGACGACGUAGAGGCUCGCGUGCGCGCUAUGAAGGAGGAGUUCCUGGAGUUCCGCAAGCGCCAGGCGCUCCGCCGUCGCUCCCCGGAGCCGCUGUCCCCGCUGGCGCCGCUGUCCUCGCUGGCCCCCGCCGAGACGGUGUGCUGACCCGCCGGCCGCCCCCGUCCUUCAUCGACGACCUCCCACCGACGCCGUGCCUCGACGAAUCGUCGCUUCCGUCGCGGUAUCAUAUUUAUAGAGAAGAAAUAGCUUUCAUAUAUACGUUGGUAUAUUCUGCGAGGGAGUUGGAUAUGUUGGUUCUCGUAUGAGGUUUAAUGAUAUGAUACGAUAUGAUACAUACAUCAUUGACAUUCGACGCACUGAUGUUAGAACUUUAUUUAAUUACUUAUAGUUAAACACGACACGAUGAAGACCUAAGCAUUAUAUUGUACCUUAUUAAUUUAUUUCAAUUACAACCAGAAGCUUAAAUUCCCUUGAAGAUAUUUGCUUUCAUUCCGCCGAUCUGAAACUCUUUUUUCCGGUCAUUCAAACUUGUAUUAUAGUGUUUUUUGAUAACUAUUAAAAUAUUUUCAUGGUAUACCCAGCCGACAUGUCAGUGUCACUCGAGACGUCGUCGGUUUGUCUUAGUCUUUAUUUGUCAGUACCCUGAGAGGAGUGUUCUCGAUCCCACCUUAGUGCUCAGCGCGGCUGGCCCGACCUACUACUAUUGUAAUAAUACUUAAGGCACGUUUUCAGUCUCGAGGCCGCUCGACUGGAACUCUAUGUACAUACGUGUAUUUGUGGAUGCAAUGGCGUUCUAUUCCCGCACCGGCCGCUCUCCGUCGUAUAUUAAAGUCAAUUAACGAUUAAUGUGAUCGCGCGCGUCCCGCCGCCGUCGUCGACGCUUCCAUACGAUAUUGUUUAACGUGAACGCGGUUUGUGAUAUUCGCGAGUGUAAUAUCGAUGUUAUUAUCAGUAGAAUAAAUGCUUCCGAGACGUUUUGUUCGAUGCGCCACGACGAUAUGAACACUCGUGGCGCUGCAUGAGGGCGGGCAGACGGUGCGGCGAUACGUACACAUAAACGCUUUAGGUAUGAGCGGGUGAGCAUCCACGACGCCGCUCAUACCAAUAUUAUAUUGUAGUUAUUAAUAAAUAAUUACGUACAACUAAAGUUUAGUAAGGACACGCGCGUUCGACGCUCUAAUCAUUCCGCGGAACCCUCCGGCCUCCAACGGACGUCUGUCCUCUGAACGCGACGAUUUGGGAAUGAAUAGCGAAGCGGCGAACGCGUGCCAUCAUAUUAUAUACACAACACAAAUAAUCUUAGUUAGAAUUAGUAUUAUAGAUCGAGCAACCGAUAUGACCGUUUUUAAUGGACUUUAUUUGAAGUACAAAUUUUUUUAUUUGUUUUUUUUUUUUAUGUAACACCUUCGUUUAUUUUUAAAUGUACAUAUGUAAAAACAUAUUAGAUAUUAUAUUAUACACUUAUUUAUUUAGAUAUCGUAUGAACGGGGUUCUAUGAACUUAGCCAGUACUCGUGAGGCACUAGCGUAAUUUUUAUUUAAGACGUUUGUUAUAACAACAUCAUACUAAUGUUAUACUGAACAAAACCAUGUGGCACAACGCUAUGUCAAAAGGUGCUCAUACAAAUAUUGAAUAACGCAUGUUCUGACCAAAACAAUCUUCAUAUAUUUUAUGAGAAAACUUUAAUUUUUGUUAUCAAAAAUAGUAAUUUAUAUUCUAGGUAUGUAUGAUUUGACAUUUCAAAAUUUAGAAAAUACAGAUUAAAAUAGCACGACCACUAGGUUUCAAACUAUCCCACCUGACAACCUUAAAUAUUCUAUGUAGCAGUCGACACUAAGACUGCUGUUAGUUAUAUUAGUAUUAUUUAUAAAAUGUAUAUUGAUUAAUCAGUAUAUCUCAUGCAUGGAUGAUUUUACACGAUUUUGAAUAUAUUUGAUUCGUUUCGGGAGAAUGUUUAAAGAUGUCAUUAUCGUUAAGAACCUCCUAUGGUAUAAGAAUACAAUGUACGCUUUAAAGAAAUUAAAAAUAACUUAUAAUAUUAGUUAGGUAGUUUAUUAAGGUGUAGUGUAAGCGUGUGCGUCUGUCACGAAAGUUAGCCGUGUGUGAUGUAUGUUGUGUUGUGUUUUGACACACGCACGCCAUAACUGAGGUCACUGCCGGUCGAAUAGGUUAAGCGAUAAAUCGUCACUCAGUAGGAUAAAAAAAAACAUUUUCUUUUUUUUUAUUGGUUUUUUCUAGAUAUGCGAUACGUUUAGAUUGUUAGUGACAAAUGUAUGUGCAAUAAACCCACUGUUCAAUACAAUUAUUACGUUAUAUAUAUUGUAUGUGAUCAAUUAUUUUGACUGACCAACUCAAAUUCAAGUAUGCAUGGUUAAUAUAAUUUACCUUUUGACAUUUCACGUUUCUGUUUUAGUAACUGUUGUUGUGUAUUAUCUGUGCGUCGCCAUUAUUGUCUGUUUUUUAUUUAUCAUUUGUAUAAUAUUAAAAAUUGUCAAUGAGUUCGAAUUAUAUUUUUCUUUUAUUAAAAUUGCCUUCAAUUUAUGUCACUGUAGACUUUUUUUGUUUAUAUCAAUGAAAUUGAUUCGCAAAAUUUAUGUAUGAUGUUUAUUGUUUGAUUUUUUCUACUUUCUGUGAAUCACAUCGACUUCGAGUCCCGCAAUAUGAUUGACUAAUUAAAUUCAUUAUAAUGGAUCUCCCGCGAGAUUUUUUAACAGUGUUUUGUAGAAACAAAAUAAGAAUCGAAAAUAACGAUAUAGCUCAAACCAUGUGAUAUCUAGUCUCCAUGUGAAGGUAGUGGAAGCGAUAUUUAUCAUUUCGUUGAAUUUUUAUGAUUAUUUACAUAUUCAAGGACUAGAAUCUUAACAGUUAAGAAUUAUUAAUUGUCACUAAAAAUUAUAUUUCUUUUCAUACUUAUAUGUAACCUUUGUUUUUAUAUCAUUCUUAAAGGAAAUUACAAACGAUUAUUACUAUAAAUAGAGCACUAAAAGUCAGUUGACAAUUUCUAUAGACUAAAAGGAAAAAGAUAGCAAUACAUUAGAAUAAUAUUAUAACUUUAUCGUAUAUAUCAGUUUGUAUAAAGGAACGUAUGAGAUUUAAUUAAAGUGCACAUUGGCAAAAUAUGAGGCGGUGAAACAGGGCACCCAAUAUUGAAAACUUAAGGCAAAUGCACAAUAUCUCAGCACAAUAAGUGACAUUUUAUUUCAAAAUUUAUGGUAUACUACCUCUAGCACUUUUAAAAUAUUCCAACGAAACGGUAAUAACUGUAGUAGUUAUACUUCGCUUUGGUUGAACGACCAUUGCACCAGCCACCAUUUUAUUAUUAAAUAUCCUUCGUUUUUGUUUAUAGAAUAUUUUUAGUUGUAAGUGUUGAGAUCAGUGUUUACUGUGUAAGCACACAAAAGAUUCAAUUCAAAAAAUACAAUAACGUUGCUAUGAUUU
Molecule: messenger RNA, 7114 nt
Organism: Danaus plexippus (monarch butterfly)
Lineage: Eukaryota; Metazoa; Arthropoda; Insecta; Lepidoptera; Nymphalidae
Gene: tutl
Product: protein turtle
Exons: 17
Coding region: 401-3820 (1139 amino acids)
Biological process (GO): homophilic cell-cell adhesion; axon guidance; dendrite self-avoidance
Cellular component (GO): plasma membrane; axon
Molecular function (GO): cell-cell adhesion mediator activity
Source: RefSeq, a predicted model, not a curated record